Daucus carota subsp. sativus is the source of this 4049-nucleotide messenger RNA. RefSeq names its product disease resistance protein RGA2. Lineage: Eukaryota; Viridiplantae; Streptophyta; Magnoliopsida; Apiales; Apiaceae. Gene Ontology annotation, biological process: defense response to other organism. The record is from RefSeq and is a predicted model, not a curated record. The coding region runs from base 143 to 3559 and encodes 1138 amino acids. Gene Ontology annotation, molecular function: ADP binding. The transcript is spliced from 2 exons.
AUUACCAUAGUUUUUAUGACUUUUGGUAGCUCUUAAAAGUUUGCCAAUAUUUCAUUAAAAUCUAAGGCAGUACGGCCGAAGACCUUUAAUCCAUCAAUCACCACAAAUACUAAACUCUCAAGAGAUAAUAAGUUAUACAAGAAUGGCCGAAGAAAUUGUAGCCGGGCUUGCUAAGGUACUUGUUACAAAGCUUGUUUCACUUGCAGCUGAAGAAUUGAUACAGGCUUGGAAUGUUCGUGAUGAUCUGGAGACACUCUGCGAGAAAUUAGAAUCAAUUCAUGAUCUCUUGUCUGAUGCUGCUGGCAAGAAGUUAUCCAUGACUACUGUCCAAAAGUGGUUCAACAAACUUCAAGUUGUUGCUCGUAGAGCCGAUGCUUUGAUGAAUGAACUUGAAUAUGAAGUUACUCGAAGGAAAGUAGAGGAUCGUCGUAAGGUACUGGACUUCUUCCUCCCUUCCAGAAACCCUGUACUGGAUCGUUUUAAGGUCGCUCAUAAGAUCAAGUCCGUUGAUAAUUCCUUUGAUAAAAUUUUUAAAUGGGGUAGAGAUCUGGGACUUCAGCCUAUUGCUAGUCUAAAUUCAGCUGUGCAGACGACAGAAAUCCGUGUUACCCCUCCUUUUGAAGACGAAUCACUAAUAGUUGGAAGAGAUAAUGAUUUAUCAUGUUUAGUCCAGGAGCUGUGCAGGACUCAUGAAAGUGAUUUACCGGUCAUUGGCAUUGUAGGAAUGGGAGGUCAAGGGAAGACAACUCUUGCGCGUAUGGUUUUUAAUAAAGAUGAGGUGAUCAAUAUGUUCCCAAAUAGGAUGUGGGUCACUGUUUCGGAUGAUUUUGAUUUCAUCAGUAUUUUAAAUCAAAUUGUGGAAUCGCUUACUUCAACCAACUUGGGGUUACAAAAUACACAUGGAAUCAUCAAUAAGCUUCAGAAGAAUCUGAAGGGGGAAAGGUUUUUACUUGUACUGGAUGAUGUUUGGAAUGAGAGACCAGAAAAUUGGGAUAACUUGGUGAAUUCUUUGAUUGGAGUUGGUGGUGCGAUAGGAAGCAGUAUUUUAGUUACCACUCGUAACCAGAAAGUCAUUGACACCAUGCGAUGUUCUGCUUCAUAUCAGUUGGAGAAACUAUCAGACGAAGAUAGUUGGAAAUUGUUCAAGAGAAGAGCAUUUUCAUAUGGAGGAGUUUUAGAGACUGAGGCACUUACGGCCUUAGGGACAAGAAUGGUGAACAUGUGUGGCGGCCUGCCUUUGGCAAUAAAAACACUGGGGGGUUUAUUGUACUCAAAGAAGUCGGAGAAAGAGUGGUUGCAGAUCCAAAACAGUGAAAUAUGGAAAUCAAAAGGUGUAUUGUCUUCCUUGAGGCUGUCAUAUGAUAAUUUGCCUUAUUUAUCUUUGAAACAAUGUUUUGCAUAUUGCUCUAUUAUUCCAAAGGAUUCCUAUAUUCAUAAAGAUGAAUUGGUCCAAAUAUGGAUGUCAUUAGGGUUCCUUUCGCCUCCUAAAGGAAGUAAGGAGCUGAUGGAAGAUAUUGGAAAUGAGUACUUCAACAUUUUGUUGUGGAAUUCUUUGUUACAAGACGUACAUAGGGAUGAAUUUGGAGAUAUUGAUGGUUGCAAAAUGCAUGAUUUAGUACAUGAUCUUGCACUAGAUCUAUCUAAAGACUACUCUGUAACUUUGAAGGCAGAUCAUGAGCCAAACCAUAUUUUUGCUCUACAUUUGAGACUUAAUAAAGGGGUCUCAAAUGUAAAAUCAAGUAUCCUUAAGAGAAACUUUGAGAGCGUACAAGUGCUAUAUGCAGGGGCUCAUAUCCUUGGUGACGUGUUACCUUACCUUAGUCGGUGCUUAACAGUUUUGGUUUUGAAAUCUAAUAAAGUCACCGCAUAUGAGAUGCCAAGUUCUUUAACCAGUUUGAAAUAUCUUAAAUAUUUGGAUGUCUCAUGUUUUGGUGGGAGCUAUAGAUUGCCGAAUGAAAUCACAAGGCUCUACAACUUGCAGACAUUGAGAGUUUGGAAUCUGGAAGAGUUGCCCAAAAUGUUUUGCAACUUAAUUAACUUGAGACAUAUUGUUAUUGAGAAUAUACAUGCUAAGACAAGAUGCAUCUUUAGUGGGAUAGACAAGUUGACUUGUCUGCAAUCCCUGCCUCAUUUUGUUGUGAGUAGAGUUCAAAAUUGUCUCAUUGAACAACUUGGAGGGCUGAAUGAUCUUAGGGGUAAACUUGAUCUCUAUGGUCUUGGUAACGUGACAAAUGUAGAAGCAAGGAAGGCAAACCUUUGUGAAAAGACUAAUAUACAUCAUUUACUGUUGGAUUGGAGUACUGAUGAAGAUGAAAUGGAAAGAAGAGAAUUCAACGAUGAGGAUGUGAUGGAGGGAUUGGAACCUGAUGCAAACCUGAAAGAAUUGACAAUUGUGAAGUUUGAAGGGAAGAACUUUGCAUCAUGGAUGACAAUGAUGACGAAUUUGGUGAAAAUCACAAUAAAAUAUUGCAGAAGAUGUGAAGUACUUCCACCACUGGGUCACCUUCUUAAACUGAGGGAGAUUAAGAUAUCUCAUAUGGAGAAUUUCAAGGUUAUUAGAAGCUUUUCCGGUGAAGGUCUAGUGAGUGGUUGUAUUGAGUUGAGUGACAGCAGCACAGCAAAAUCAGUUACAACAAUGUAUCCAUCAUUGAUAAAACUCACCUUAAAGGAUUUGCCAAGGCUAAAAGAAGUGCUAGAAUCAGUGAUGACUUUAGGCAGUGAAGAAAGUGCUCUGAAGAUAUUUCCUAAACUGGAGGAGUUAAAAAUCGUGCAUUCUUCACAAUUGAAAGAGAUCCCCAGUCACUGUUUUCUGUCAUUGAGAAAGUUAGAAAUGGCACAUUUGGAAAGCAGCAUGAUACAAGACAUGGACUCUGUAAUUGAAAAGCUCUUGAAAAACAAUUCCAUCUCUCUAAAAUCUUUGAGCUUGCGUAGGUGCAAGGGCUUGACAUGUCUAAAUCUUGGUGCUGGUAUCGACGAGUUAAAAGUGUAUGACUGCCUUGAUCUCAUUAGUAUUAGUGUAGAUGAUGAGUCAAGUGGUCUGAAAACUCUUAAGAUAGGGGAAUGCCCUGGUCUUUCUCAGUGGGAAUUUGUCCACACCAUGAAGUCCACACUUGUAACGUUGACAUUACAUCCCUUCAACGCGCGAGAAUAUGAAUUUCCAUGGGCCUUUUCUCCUUUUAUUUCAUUUCCCAACCUUAAGUUGCUACAACUGGAAGGGUGGGAAAAGAUCAAGUCAAUACUGCCUGCAGAAAAACUUGAUGAUUUUUGCUCCACUUUCCCUGCCUUGACGGAACUGGAUAUCAUUGAUUUUAAAGAAUGCAAAGCUCUCCCUGAUUCACUAGCAAAGAUCCCAUCUCUUCAGGGAAUAUAUAUCUGGGGUUGUGGGAAGUUGGAGAUUUUGCCCUUGUUUGAAGAAUCCCAUGGCCUGCAAUGGCUGACGAUAAGAAAGUGUCCAAUUAUUACCGAGAGAUGUAAGAAGGGGAGCGGGCCAGAAUGGUUCAAGAUUCAGCACAUUCCGGAAGUAAAAAUUGACCGAAUUUGGUAUAAUAUAGAUGCAUAAACUAGAAUUCUCUCCCAAAAUAUUUUAUAUGGGCUUAGAUGGUGCAUUCGGAAGUGCAACCCUAAGGACAAACCAUCUUUAGCCACCAGCAAGACUCUGGAAUGGUUACUCAAUAUUUUGGCUGGCAUAAUCCACUGCACUUGUGACUCCAGUUUAAACCCUCACCGAAGAGGAACUGAGCUUGUGACUCCGACAUUCAAACAAGGCAUAAUCCAGUGCACCACAGUUUUCUUCUUAAAGCGAUAUUAUGAAUUAGCUUUUAUAAGGGAAGGUACUGAUAAGUUCAAAGCCAACUUACUGUACUGAGUUGCACAGAACUAUUUUUAGCAUGUUGAACUAUUUUAGUGUAAUAUGCAAGUUGAUCCAUAAAAGCCUCAGCUACAUGAGCCACAGCUUCGAGUCUGAUUCCAGCCUUUCGCGCAGAGUGAUGAGAUGAUCCUGAAGAUUCCAAGCCUGAAUAACUUCCUCUGUUGCAAGCAUACAAAUAACA